Molecule: messenger RNA, 2815 nt
Organism: Cuculus canorus (common cuckoo)
Lineage: Eukaryota; Metazoa; Chordata; Aves; Cuculiformes; Cuculidae
Gene: SLC35G2
Product: solute carrier family 35 member G2
Exons: 3
Coding region: 901-2169 (422 amino acids)
Cellular component (GO): plasma membrane
Source: RefSeq, a predicted model, not a curated record
AAAGGGUUGGUGAGAGCAGGGGAGAUGGAAGGUGUCACCCCCAGCCCCGCCGGGAUCGCGGGGGGCCGCGUAGCGACCAGGGGCGAAUGCGGGUUGGGGUUUGGGAGCAGCAUGCGAGCAGGACCGUGCGGGCAGUGGCGGGGGUCGAGCUUAGCGGGGCUGCUGGGUGGGUUCUGCGUGCUCUUCCCUUCGGAUGCCACUCAAAACGAUUGGGAUGCCGGUUUGUUGGUUUGUGUAUAACUGUUGCUCUUCUGCUUAAGUGUUAAAAACUCCAUUUCUGUUAUUGCUUUUUCGUUUUCUUAAAUACCUUUUAUUAUUCAUAAAUUUUUAAUAAAUAUUUGAGUGUCUUUGCAUAUAUUUUUAAUAAAAUUGAUUGAUGUAGUCAGACCAUCUGGCUGAAGAGAUAAAGGCACUCUGAUUUUCCAGCAUGCACCUUAUCAAGUAGUUCAGAAGCGUAGCAGAAGCGUAGGCUGUUUCAGUGAUACUAACAUUUAAUUGCCUGCUGUGCACCUGACGUUGCCUUCUCUUCCCCCUCGGCUCACGUUGCAUUACGCUAGCCAGACAUCACAUGAGCAUAGAUCCCUUGGCGUGUGCAGCUGCCAGAACUGCUGAGUGCCGAAGAAUCUCCAGCGAGGUUAAGGUGGUUUAAUGGAGAGGGUGCUGGAACAGGAACUUGGGAGAUUUUCCUGCACCUGAUAAGGCAUCGAAAGAAAAAUCUGCAUUGUGAGAAGUUGGUGCUCUGUGCACGGACUUGCUCGGUGGAGGUGGCACAAGUUCAGAUAUGAAGAAAAACAGAGCCUUCAUGUGAUCUCCACAAAAGGCACUAGCAGAAAGGGAAGCAGCUGGUUUUCUACACAGGCUGUGCCGAUUUCCAUUUAUUUUCAAUCUGGGACAAACAUAAUGGAUUUGGGACCAAGACAUUUCUCUGAGGAAAUGGAUACGUCUUCCCAAAAAUACCCAGUGAAAAAGCGAGUGAAAAUUCAUCCCAACACAGUAACAGUGAAAUACACUUCUCAUUAUCCCCAGCCUGGGGAAGAGGGAUAUGAGGAUGCCAGUGAAGAGACUGGAGUAUUUGUGGAGGAUAAUCCUAAGAAAAGACUACUGAAUGAUGGGAAGAAGAGAGAAAGGACCUUUUUUGGUACAAUAGACACCAAGCUUCAGCCAGCACAACUGCCAAACCCCGAUGAGAUUGGGCAAUCCCAGCCUCUUCCUGACGGAAACAUACUGCAGUCAAGGAAGACAUGGGUAGUCCUUUUUGGAUCUGCCGUGGCUCAUGGAUGUGUGGCUCUAAUUACAAGAUUAGUUUCUGAUCGUUCCAAGGUGCCAUCUCUAGAGUUAAUUUUCAUCCGUUCAGUUUUACAGGUGCUGUCCGUUACCGUCGUGUGUUAUUACCAUGAGCCUCCCUUUGGCCCCAAAGGCUACAGACUUCGGCUCUUCUUCUAUGGGGUCUGCAACGUUAUCUCUAUUACCUGUGCUUAUACCUCCUUCUCUAUCGUUCCCCCCAGCAAUGGGACCAUCAUGUGGAGGGCCACCACUACAGUGUUCAGUGCCAUUUUGGCUUUUUUACUCGUAGAUGAAGGAAUGGCGUAUGUAGACAUAAUUACUGUCCUUGGCAGUGUGUUUGGCGUUUGUCUCGUCAUGAUCCCCAACAUCGUUAAGGAGCAAAACUCUUUGCUGAGCACGUGGAAGGAAGCUUUUGGCUACACCAUGACGGUUAUGGCAGGUUUGACCACUGCUCUCUCCAUGAUAGUCUAUAGGUCAAUCAAAGAUAACAUCAGCAUGUGGACAGCACUGUUCACCUUCAGCUGGACGGGAAUGGUGUGGGGAGCAUCCACCAUGUUCUUACUUCAGGAGCCAAUCGUCCCACUGGAUGGAGAAACCUGGAGCUAUCUCCUUGCCAUCUGCCUGUGCUCCACAGCAGCCUUCCUGGGGGUCUACUACGCCCUGAGCAAGUUCCACCCAGCUCUGGUCAGCACCGUACAGCACCUGGAGAUCGUCAUCACCAUGGUCCUGCAGCUCAUCGUGUUGCGGAUCUUCCCAGGGGUUUAUGAUCUUCUUGGGGGAGCUGUUAUCUUGGUUAGUGUUUUUUUCCUUACGUGUCAUAAACUGUCCUGGAAGAACUUACGAAGACAAGAUUAUCAGGAGAUUGUGGAUUCUUCCAUUAAAUGAACUGUGAUUUUGCCAUCUGAUUCUGGCUGUGUAAAAGUACCCUAUUUCAGUUCUGUGGUGUUCUAGCAUAGCGGCCAGGUCCUCUCUCUCUCCUGUUUAAAAUCACAGCUGAUAUAGCAAUGUUGGUAUUUCCAGACUUCCACAACAGGUGAAUUCGUUCUAGUGCGUACAACCAGUGACAUUUUGUCCCAUGAGAAAAGGCUGUUUGUCUCCAGCACGGAGGCUGCGUGAGCAGAGGCCCCGGCUGGCCCUCGGGAGUGCAGGCCAAGCCAUGCACGCUCUGCCUCGCCUUCCCCUCACAAAGCAGCACAGAGACAGAGGGACUCCUUAGUGCCUCUCGUUCCUCUGCACUGCGGCGAUAGGAAAAUGAACAGUAAAACCAUUCAAAUGGUCAACAGGAGCGUUCGUGACCUCUGUAACACAUCUGAUGCUUUGGCUGUAAAAAUUAAAUCAAUAUUAUAUUUCUGUAGUUAAAACUUGCAUUUCCUGUGUGUAUAAAGAGUGAGUCAGUAAAGCUUUUUGUGCUUCAUCAUUAAAUUUCCGUCUGAAUCAGUGCAGGAAGCCCAGACCUCCUGCAGGGGAAAAGAGUGCCCAAAAAACGGCACUUCCAGCUGUGCCACAGCUGUGAGAGAAAGGUCCCCGAGGA